This is a messenger RNA of Phasianus colchicus (ring-necked pheasant), 2436 nucleotides long. Lineage: Eukaryota; Metazoa; Chordata; Aves; Galliformes; Phasianidae. The record is from RefSeq and is a predicted model, not a curated record.
CAGCAGCACCAAUGGCUGGCUGUGUGUCUCCAUUGCAGCAGCAUCCUUCCCUCCCAGCUCCCUGCUCUACCUUCGCUCAGUGGAUGGACUCUGGGCUGUGGAAACACCAACAGCACCUCCGCCCCAGCGCCGUGCUGGGGUAUCCCUGCAGCUCAGCCCCAGCCAUGGGGACGUCGGUGCCUCAGGACAGCGCUGCCACGGGGUGAAGUCCAGGCUCUCCCCACCAUGCAAUGUUUGCAGCAAGUUGCAUCAAGCCCGCGUGGCUGCGGGCAGCACAGAAGCCACGUCCCAGCACCCUCCCAAUGCCAACCCUGUGCUCCAGCACCUCCUGGAGCCCCCUGAACCUCUCGGCCCCAAAGGGCGCAGCGUCCCCAUUGCAUCGCCUCCCCCAGCACUGCAAUCUUUGUCCUGCUCUUGCUCUGGGCUAUAUUUAGCCCUGCCCCGUGCUAUUUCGCUUGCCUGGCAGGAGUUUAUAACUGGCCGGGACAGCCACACCUCCUUUCUGCUUUCCUCCCUUGCUUUCCUUCCUUCUCUUUUCCCCUUUUCCUCUCCUUGCUCCGCUCCGUGCCGCUGCCCCAUGCCAGCUGUGCCCACCUCGCACCCACACCGCAGCCACCAGCUGCAAUUUGCUCCUGCGACCACCAAAGCCUGGAACAUUGCAAGCUGCCAGCAUGGGGCCUGCUGAGGAGCUGGUCCGGAUUGCCAAGAAAUUGGAUAAGAUGGUGGCCAGGAAGAGCACGGAAGGGGCUCUGGACCUGCUCAAGUCUCUCACUGGUUACACCAUGACCAUCCAGCUGCUUCAGACCACGCGCAUCGGGGUGGCCGUCAACUCGGUGCGGAAGCACUGCUCGGAUGAAGAGGUGGUGGCCUCGGCCAAGAUCCUCAUCAAGAACUGGAAGAGACUGCUGGAGUCCUCUGCCCCCCCAAAGAAGGAGAAGGACACGGAUGGGGAGAAGGAGAAGAAGGAGAAAGAGAAGAGGUUGGAUGUCCCCAGUCCCAAUGAAGGGGUGAACCCCCAUCCAGCGAAGCACCCCAAGAACCCAACCGAGAAGCACAGAGAGAAGCACAAGGAGAGGAAGCCCAGCAAGUCCAGCUCCCACGCAGCCCCCACAAAAGGCCACCCCACUGACCCCAACCCGGAGAGGGAGCCCAGCGCCGGGCGGAGCCCCACUGCACCCUCGAAGAAAUCACCUCUGGAUGGCAAGAAGGAGAGGAGGGACUCUGCCGACUCGCGGUCCUCAGCCACAUCCUCCUCUUCCUCCCCGCAGAAGAGACCCUCAGGAGAGAGGAGACCCUCAGUGGGUGCCAACCCCUCACCAGCUCCCAACAGCUCCCGGCGCAGCUCCAGCGACAGCAACGGGGACAGAGCCAACAGCAGCAAGGGCAAAGUGGAGACGCCGCGGACCCCCAGCAGCCCCUCCUUCUCACCCAGCAUCUGCCUCCUGCCCCCCUGCUACCUGACCGGGGACUCCGUGAGGGACAAAUGCAUUGAGAUGCUGACAGCUGCGCUGCGCAUGGAUGAUGACUACAAGGAGUUCGGUGUCAACUGUGAGAAGAUGGCAUCCGAGAUAGAAGACCAUAUCUUCCAGGAGUUGAAGAGCACGGACAUGAAGUAUCGCAACCGGGUGCGGAGCAGGAUCAGCAACCUGAAGGACCCCAAGAACCCCAACCUGCGGAGGAACGUGCUGUGCGGGGCCAUCGCGCCUGCCCUCAUUGCCCGUAUGACCGCCGAGGAGAUGGCCAGCGAUGAGCUGAAGGAGCUGCGCAAUGCCAUGACCCAGGAGGCCAUCCGUGAGCACCAGAUGGCCAAAACGGGCGGCACCGUCACCGACCUCUUCCAGUGCGGCAAGUGCAAGAAGAAGAACUGCACCUACAACCAGGUGCAGACACGCAGUGCUGAUGAGCCCAUGACGACCUUCGUGCUGUGCAAUGAAUGUGGGAACCGCUGGAAGUUCUGCUGAUGACACCCAGUGGGGCUGAAGGGGACGCGGCAUGGAUGGGACGUGGUGACAGAACACUGGGGUGGGAAUGAGAAGCGAUGGGGUGGCCUCAGCCCCUCCUGCUCCCCAUCCCAUUGCACUGCGUUCCCUAGAGCCUCCCACUGGUUUGCUUGGGAAGAACCCAGUGAAUUUGAGCCUUUUGUACUGGGAACCUGGAUUGGUGCGGUUUGGUUUGGGGACAGGAGGAAUGCUGCCCCAUGGAUGUAGGGCUGGGAAAGGGCCCCAAGCCCUUCCUUCCCCUUGUCCUAUGGAGUGCAAUGGGAGGACAUGGAGGUUGGUGGCAGCGGUGUCUGGAUGCUGGUGCCGUGCAGCUGCAUCCCUCUGCUCCGUGCCAUAUGGACUGUCUGCCCUGCACCUUGGGAAAGAAGAAAGGAUGGGAAGAGAGGAGUGGAAAGAAAGACUCCAGCUACGGCAAUAAAAGCAUGAGCUGUCUCUA